AUGGAUCCAACUCACUUGUAUAAUAUAGCCAAAAGAGGAGCCCAAAGAGUUGUUACCUUGCAACAUCAUCUCAGCAAUUACAACUCGUAUAUCGAGGGUAACAUUGCACCUAGAGGUUUAAGAUUCAAAUGUUCCCCCAAUAUUGGUCUUUUGUCAAAAUCCUCGGCGACCCGUUUUGAUAAUAUUAAACAUCUGUGUCAAAUAAAACUUUUACACCAACUCCGGAGCGUUUGUCUUAGUCAACUAUCUUCUGCCACAAAGGAGCUCACACAUAAUCUUGAGCACUUGGUUUCUUCUACUUCCGAAAACCAAAGUAGCAUAUACCUGCAGAAGAUACAUCAUUUUGAAAAAACUAAACGAGAGUCCCUCAAACAGAAGCAAAUGAAAAAAUUCCAACGCGACGGAGUACCGUAUCUACAACAAACGGAAACUAUCUCAACCAACAAGGAGAAAAAGGGCAGAAACAGAAGACUACGACGUAGAAAGACCAUAUCCAAGUCUGUAGCUACUAACAAUACAGUCAUCAACCUAUCCAACCAUCCUCUCACAGUGUCAGAAAGUGCCCUUUUGUCCAAAGGCCUCAAUUUUUGCCUUAUCCCUAAAGAAAUGAACAAUUCUGAACUUUUUGAAGACAUGGACAAAUUCUAUAGGUUACUCCGGCUGCGCGUGCACUUUGCAAGCGACGACGACCCAGAUGAUGUUGAGGAUACUCCAUCAGUAGCACCUGCAGUUGUACAUCCGGUUAAUCCAUUCAAGAAAAAAAGUACAUGGAACCCCCCACCCAGUAGAAUACCCGCUCUUGAAGCGUACAUCAAUGCAAUAAAAGAGGAAAUAUCCACACACUCCAAUCGCACUCAACAAAUUAAGGACAACCUGUCGCCAUCAGAACGCCAGGCACUCAAAGCACUCAAGCAUAAUGCGGAGAUUGUUAUCAAGCCAGCAGAUAAGGGUUCUGCAGUGGUUAUUAUGAACAGGGGUGAUUACAUCAAUGAGGCUAACCGUCAGCUUACCAACGAGACGUUCUAUCGCAAACUUGAUAGGGACCCGACGCAAGAACACGCCAAACUAAUCAAUGAGGCCAUCGAUAGAAUACUCAACAAGGGGGAUAUAGACGCAGAUACCGCUAGUUUCCUGCGUCCCGUAAAUGCUCUAUCAGGGAAAUUCUAUCUCCUUCCUAAGAUCCAUAAACCUGGAAACCCGGGUAGACCUAUUAUCAACUCUAUAGGCCAUCCGACGGAGAAAAUUUCUAAAUUCGUCGAUUUCCAUAUUCGACCAAUUGUUGAAAAUCUACCAUCUUACAUAAAAGAUACCACCGAUUAUCUUAAUAAAACACCAUCCAGCAACAUACCAGAAGGUACUCUGCUAGUUACAAUGGACGUCGUCUCUCUUUACACAAACAUCCCUCAUGCGGACGGCAUUAAUGCCUGUCGGGAGGCAUGGGAACGCCGUGGUUAUAAGCACCCAUCGACUGAUAGUCUAGUAGAAUUACUUACACUUGUCCUCACACUCAACAACUUCCAGUUUAACAAUGAAAACUACUUGCAGGUCAGUGGUACAGCUAUGGGCACUAAGAUGGCUCCUUCAUAUGCUAAUGUAUUCAUGGGACAUCUUGAAUCCCAACUUUUAGCAUCUGCUCCAAUUAAGCCAUUCAGCUGGCUCAGAUUCAUCGAUGAUAUUGAAAUCAAAUGGACUUCGAACCGGACAUCACUCGAUGAAUUUAUAGAUCACGCAAACACGUUCCAUCCAACAAUCAAAUUCACUGCAGAGGUCUCCACGGAAACUAACACAUUUCUAGACACCAGUUCAACCUUACUUGACGGGAAAAUAAACACAGACCUCUAUUCCAAACCAACUGACACGCACCAGUAUCUCCGCCCGUCCAGCUGUCAUCCCUCACACACAACGAAGAGCAUUCCCUAUUCCCAAGCUCUACGUAUCCGACGGAUAGUGUCCAAUGAUACAGUCUUCGAACGUCGAUGCUCAGAACUUAAAUCACACCUUCUUUCUAGAGGAUAUAAAUCUACUUUGAUAGAUCGGGAACUAGACAAAGUCAGGGUACUUGACAGAGCCAGCCUUCUAGAAUACAAAGUCAGAACUCCGAUACAAAGGGUCCCUUGUGUUGUCAUGUUCCAUCCUAACUUGCCGUCUAUUUCUUCCAUUUUACAUAAUCAUUGGCGCAUCAUCGAGUCGUCAGCUGCACUCAAACGGAUCUUUCCAGAACCACCGUUAUUGGCCUAUCGUAGAUCAAAAAAUAAAGAAUUUAACAACAAUUCUAUCAGCCCUAUAAAUACUGACCGCUGCCCAGAGAUACACAGUUUACAGGAUACCUGA
Messenger RNA from Pecten maximus, 2331 nucleotides. RefSeq lists its product as uncharacterized. The record is from RefSeq and is a predicted model, not a curated record. The coding region runs from base 1 to 2331 and encodes 776 amino acids. NCBI's taxonomy places the organism in Eukaryota, Metazoa, Mollusca, Bivalvia, Pectinida, Pectinidae. The transcript is spliced from 2 exons.